Molecule: messenger RNA, 279 nt
Organism: Mycena indigotica
Lineage: Eukaryota; Fungi; Basidiomycota; Agaricomycetes; Agaricales; Mycenaceae
Product: Integrase catalytic domain-containing protein
Exons: 1
Coding region: 1-279 (92 amino acids)
Source: RefSeq, a predicted model, not a curated record
AUGAAGAACUCGGCAAUCGACAAGUCCAUCGGCCAGAAGAUGCGGGACCGCUAUAAUGGUCCAUUUGUCGUGAUUUCGCGGAACAGAGGUGGAGCAUACAUUCUUGCAGAACUUGACGGAUCAGUGUUCGACCGCCCGACAGCCGCCUUCCGCAUUAUUCCAUAUUUUGCGCGCGAGAAAAUCGAGCUGCCGCCUCUGGAUGAUUUCCUGGACGUGUCAACACAGCGUUUGAGGGAGUUAGAAUUAGCAACAACAACGGACCCAGAUGAUGACGCGUAG